Molecule: messenger RNA, 2230 nt
Organism: Leptonychotes weddellii (Weddell seal)
Lineage: Eukaryota; Metazoa; Chordata; Mammalia; Carnivora; Phocidae
Gene: SELENOP
Product: selenoprotein P
Biological process (GO): selenium compound metabolic process
Cellular component (GO): extracellular region
Molecular function (GO): selenium binding
Source: RefSeq, a predicted model, not a curated record
AACUUUGGACUAUGGCUGGAGAGAGGUAAACAACAGGACUAUAAAUAUCAGGGCUUCUGGCUGUGACUUGAAGGAGCUGUAGAGCUGAGCAAAGAGAGAGGACGCAGGCUGCUCGCAGGCUGCUCGGAAGGGGUUGGGUUCCAGACAAGUAGUUGGCUGCCUGUUCAGGCAGAUCUCCACAGCAUGCUUCCUGAAGUUUCUUGCCAAGCCAGGACAAGCCCAGCAAUGUGGAGAAGCCUGGGGCUUGCCCUGGCUCUCUGUCUUCUCCCAUGGGGAGGAGCAGAGAGCCAGGAACAAAGCUCCUUCUGUAAGCAGCCUCCAGCCUGGAGCAUAGGAGAUCAAAAUCCAAUGCUGAACUCAAGUGGUUCGGUAACAGUGGUGUCCCUUCUUCAAGCCAGCUGAUACCUGUGCAUUCUGCAGGCAUCCAGAUUGGAAGACCUGCGAGUAAAACUGGAGAAAGAAGGAUAUUUGAACAUCUCUUAUGUUGUUGUUAAUCAUCAAGGACUUUCUUCUCAAUUAAAAUAUAUGCAUCUUAAAAAUAAGGUUUCAGAGUAUAUUCCUGUUUAUCAACAAGAAGAAAACCAAACAGAUGUCUGGAUGCUGUUAAAUGGGAAAAAGGAUGACUUCCUCAUAUAUGACAGAUGUGGCCGUCUUGUAUACCAUCUUGGUUUGCCUUACUCCUUUCUAACUUUCCCAUAUGUAGAAGAAGCCAUUAAAUUUACUUACUGUAAAGAGAAAUGUGGACACUGCUCUCUCAUGACCCUGGAAGCUGCAGACCACUGUAAAAUGGUAUCUUCGGCUACUGUGGGAAACACAACUGAGGCUCCCCAGCCACAUCACCACCACCACCACCAUGGUCAUCAUCUCAAGCAUGAGCAUCAGCAUCAUGGGAUUGAUGGGGUUUCAGAGAAUCAGCAACCAGAAGCCCCAGAUGCGGCUGAGCAUCCCACUCCUUGAGGCCUCCAUCACCACCAUAAGCACAAGAACCACCAAAGACAGGGCCACCCAGAGACCUGAGAUCUGCCAGCAGGAAGUGAAAGUUUACAACUUUCUGUUCCACAGAGGAGGCUCUGAUGAAAGGGAUGUAUAAAUCAAUUACUCUGCAAAUUGCCUAAAGAUUCAGGGUUGGCCCCUAACAGCUGUUGCUGACACUGACGACAUCUGAUAUUUGAAAAAACAGGGUCUGCAAUCACCUGACAAUGUAAAGAAACCCUCCCCUCUUUAUGCAGCUGACAGGGACUUUGGGCAGAGGAGAACGUCAUUGAAUCUUGACAGUGACGUUUGCCUCCGGCUGCCUGACAAGCAAGUCAGCAGCUUCAGCCCACAGAAGCCAGCGCCAGUUGAAGCUGAAAACAUAAGGCCAAAAUGUGAAAAUGACCUCCAUACUAAAUACUUAAAUAAGACACACUCCCCAAGUCAGUCUAGACAAUUUCAUUUCCAGCAUUUUAUAAGCCACCUGAUUAAUAAUGACCCAAAAAUAAGAAUUGGAUUUGUACAAACAUGGAGAAAUCUAUCAUACUGGCUUCCAAGUUUUAAAAUUUAAGGCCAAGAAAUUUUGACCCAAACCAGAUUUUCAUUAUUUUAUUACAAAGGUGAUUGCAGAAUUUGGUUAUGUUUUUCUUUUUCUUUUUCCAGCAUUCUGCUUGCUUUAAUGAGAACAGAGACGUAAACUAUGACCUAGGGGUUUCUGUUGGAUAGUUAGCAAUUUAGAAUGGAGAAAGAACAACAAAGACAUGUUUUCCAUUUUUUUCUUUACUUAUUUCUCAAAAAAAUAUUAUCUUUGUUUUUUUAAUCUUAUGUUUUUAACUGACUAAACCUUUAAAGAACUCAGUGAAUUCUGUCUUUAAAGUUCCAGAAAUACUGACACAUGAAUAUUUUGCUAGGACUACCUUUUAAAUAUCCAUUUAUGCUUUGUAUAUCUAAGAGUCAUAUCUUGAUUUUUACUAUCACAUAUGAAUGAAGCCCUUAUAUCUUAUUUUCUUUAUCUAGCAUUGUAUCACACUCUUAAAUUUGAGAUAAUCUGUCUGGAAAGUCGUAACGGAAAAGAUAAAAGAAUGUUGUCUAUCUCUUGAUUGCUUAGAAAGUAUUUCCAUAGUCAAUGAUGGUUCAGUAGGUAAACUAAGUCCUAUAAGCCUGAACUCCUUUAUGGUUAAUACUAUUAAGCAAGAAUGUAGUACACGAUUGGACAAAUGUGGAUUUGUUUAAAUAAACUCAAUUUAAAAAGUUUAAA